Dacryopinax primogenitus is the source of this 616-nucleotide messenger RNA. RefSeq lists its product as uncharacterized. NCBI's taxonomy places the organism in Eukaryota, Fungi, Basidiomycota, Dacrymycetes, Dacrymycetales, Dacrymycetaceae. Bases 52 to 417 code for a protein of 121 amino acids. The record is from RefSeq and is a predicted model, not a curated record. The transcript has 2 exons.
GCCACCGUCCUAAGGUUCAUCGAACUUGAUCGAUGGGACAAACUCCUGGAUAUGCCGGAAGAGUUUGUCUCACUUCUCACGCCCGAUACGGCCCACACUCUGGGAGAUUAUCUCCAGAGUGUGGUUUUGCCGGAAGAGGAGUUGGAGAUUGGGAAGGUGAAGGUGAAAGGGAUGGAAGAGGCGCGUGCUCAGGACAAGGAGAAGAUCAGACUCAUGGAAGAGGCGCAUGCUCAGGAGAAGGAGAAGAUGAAAGAGAAUACUCUUGCUUUGGUGAAGCACGCUCAAAAGCUCGCAGAUGAACUCUCUGCGGCGAAGACCGAGCUUGAACAGACAAAGACUGAGCUCGAAGAGACGAAGGCCGAGCUCGCGGAUGUGCUCUCUGUGGUGAAGACCGGGCUCGCACCAGGCCCUCCAUAAUUCUAAUAGCUACUUUCCUCGGAAACCGAACGUUACCUUCCGGGUCCGAACGGGGUUUCCCGACGGUGGGAAACUCAAUUUUGAACAGCUAAAACCUGCGUUCCCCGCGGCUGAAGGUUAUUAAAAAAACGGUUUGAAUAUCCGCCGAGCGGGUCGGCCGAGCUUUCAGCUGCUUUUUUGAUAAGACGCUUUGGCCCUA